AUGCGCAUGAAGAACCGGUACUUAAACUUUUCGCCGGAUCAUCACUUCGGGAGUGGAGAGAAGAUGACACUGAACGACUUCAUUCAGCGCCAUCAGAAGAUGGACAAGCGGGAGGUGAAGGCAGAGGGCGUGGACAGUGACGGCAACCCCGUGAAAUUCAGCUACACGCUGCACGAGAAUCCCAUCGAAGGGCAGGAGACGGACGGAGAUGUAACGGCUUGUUUCGAGCUGUCGCUGAAGUUUGUGCGUGCUGUCGACAAGGAGCUGGAGUGGCGGAUGAAGGACCUGGAGGAGCUGGAGGGGUCUGCAGGUGCUGGAAUGUGUGCAAGGGCUUAUGUAGCUGGUGCAUUGCACAUUGUGAUUAUGUAG
Closterium sp. Naga37s-1 is the source of this 369-nucleotide messenger RNA. NCBI's taxonomy places the organism in Eukaryota, Viridiplantae, Streptophyta, Zygnematophyceae, Desmidiales, Closteriaceae. The record is from the annotation of a GenBank genome assembly.